AUGGACACGGAGGAGGGCGAGUUUAUUAUCUGCGGCAACGGCGGCUCGUCCGAGGAUGCGGCUUUCGAUGCCGUUGUCGGCGUCAUCGAAGAUUUUAUGAUUUCUUUUGACCUCGAGCAGGUGUGGCAGUCGGUGCCACCCCUGCACACCGUCUCGGGUGAUCAUGAUCAGCAUACCGUGUACACAUCCUUCUUGGCGAAGGUAGAUCAGGCACUUGACGCACACGUGCUCGCUGCGUGUCCAGAGUAUAAAUCAAGUGAAGAGGUCGUUACGCUGCUGCAGAAGCGUCACGAGGACAUCACGGAGGAGGUAUGGGCGUUCGUGAGCGAAGGAUGCUUCGACUACGAAGCGUUUAUGGAGCAAUGGAAAGCAAAGCGACCAUAG
Leishmania mexicana MHOM/GT/2001/U1103 is the source of this 384-nucleotide messenger RNA. RefSeq lists its product as hypothetical. The record is from RefSeq and is a predicted model, not a curated record. Bases 1 to 384 code for a protein of 127 amino acids. The transcript has a single exon. NCBI's taxonomy places the organism in Eukaryota, Euglenozoa, Kinetoplastea, Trypanosomatida, Trypanosomatidae.